AAUUCCAAUUAAAAUUAAAUGAAGAAAAAAUACAAAUAUAAAUGUCGUUGUUUUCACUGUAUGGAAAGGGAAUCUCGAAAACCAGCAUACAGCCUUGAAGACUAAGGAUAAGGGCUUGUCUGUCCACAAUCCACACACCGAUUGAGUUUGAUUCACACAAAACAAAAUCCAACCACUUGUAUCUCUCUUAACCCCAACCAAUUAACCCAAUCUCUCCCCCACUCCCCCUCUCCUCCACUGGCUUAGGGAGAGAGAGAGAGAAAGAUGGCAGCGGCGGCAGGGGUUGGAGUUGGUGGAGGUGAUGUUUGGAGGGCACAUGCGGCCAUGGCAGCGGUUCAGCUCUUCAACGGAGGGUAUCAUGUAAUUACCAAAGUAGCCCUCAAUGUUGGCGUCAACCAGCUUGUAUUCUGCGUAUACCGGGACCUCCUUGCACUCGCCAUCCUCGCUCCCAUCGCCUAUGUCCGUGAAAAAAGGAUACGACAACCAAUGAAUAGACGCAUCUUCAUGUCCUUCUUCUUUCUUGGGUUAACUGGGAUCUUUGGCAACCAGCUUUUGUUUCUUAUUGGUCUUGGCUACACAAAUCCAACAUAUGCUGCUGCCAUACAGCCUGCUAUCCCAGUUUUCACGUUUAUCCUCGCUGUUUUAAUGGGUACAGAAAGAGUUAACUUGCUUAGAACUGAAGGGCAGGCCAAGGUUGGUGGUACACUUUUAUGUGUUUCUGGGGCCAUAUUAAUGGUCUUAUUUCGUGGACCUCCUUUGAUUGGAUAUACAGAACCAGACUUUGCAGCACAUAGCGAAAUAAGUGCCAAAGGUCAACCAGAGCCAGCUGGAUGGUUGAUGUCCAGUUUUCUAGAGUUUGGGCUAGAUCACUUUCAUCUUGGAGUUUUAUGCUUAUUAGGGAACUGUAUGUGCAUGGCCGCUUUUUUAGCCAUUCAGGCUCCACUUUUGAAAAGAUAUACUGCCAACCUGUCAGUUACAGCAUAUUCAUACUUCUUCGGUGCGCUAUUGAUGGUGGUUACUGCAUUAUUUAUGACAAACGAGUCAACAGACUGGAGCUUGACACACUCGGAGCUUUUUGCAGUUAUUUACGCUGGAACUGUUGCAUCUGCCCUUAAUUAUGGACUGCUGACGUGGAGCAAUAAGAUUUUGGGGCCUGCUAUGGUUGCUCUUUACAAUCCACUUCAACCUGCAGCUUCGGCGUUUUUGUCAAGAAUUUUCCUUGGAAGCCCUAUUUAUUUGGGAAGUGUCUUAGGAGGAAUACUAAUUAUUGCUGGUCUGUAUGUGGUAACUUGGGCGUCUUUGAGAGAAAGACAAGCAGCUUUGGAUGCUGUUAUACCUCACGUUGCUCGGAGCUCGGAACCUCUCAUCCAGAAAGAUGCAACGCUUAACAAGAUACCAUUCCAGAGAGGACUCAUUUUCUCAGUGCCUUCCAGUUCAAUACCAAAGUCGUCAGAUUAAGAAAACAUGUGAUGGGUAUUGACCAAAAAAAAAAAAAAAACGUUUCCAGUUCAAUACCAAAGUCGUCAGAUUAAGAAAACAUGUGAUGGGUAUUGUCCAAAAAGAAAACGUGUGAUGGGUUGUGAUGGGAAUUUGGAGAGUAAACCAAUUGAGGAGAAUUGCUCAAAUAUCCAUGUUUCUUUUAUUUGUGGUCCGAAUUUUUUUUCCCUUAUGAAUGCGUAUGAUUUAGCCGUGUUCUUUUA
Molecule: messenger RNA, 1700 nt
Organism: Pyrus x bretschneideri (Chinese white pear)
Lineage: Eukaryota; Viridiplantae; Streptophyta; Magnoliopsida; Rosales; Rosaceae
Product: WAT1-related protein At4g19185
Exons: 7
Coding region: 265-1458 (397 amino acids)
Cellular component (GO): plasma membrane
Molecular function (GO): transmembrane transporter activity
Source: RefSeq, a predicted model, not a curated record